Messenger RNA from Fopius arisanus, 5202 nucleotides. RefSeq lists its product as uncharacterized. The transcript is spliced from 4 exons. Lineage: Eukaryota; Metazoa; Arthropoda; Insecta; Hymenoptera; Braconidae. The record is from RefSeq and is a predicted model, not a curated record. The coding region runs from base 315 to 899 and encodes 194 amino acids.
CGUGCCACCGAGGACGAUUGUACGUCGCGUCAGCAACAACAAAAAAAAAUAAUAACCGCAGUACAAACCGCACCACCACCAAAACAAAUAAGCUCAGGCCGUUGAGCUUAUUGUGAAUUUGAAUAACCGGCACCAGAAUGUAAUAAACGCGCAACUACGGAAAUCAGUGCUCGAGUAGAACAAAGGGUUGAAAAGCUCAGGAGAAAUCGACCAAUGACUUGAAUCAGAGGAAUCAACUUGUUCGCGUUGAUUACGUUCUGCUGAGGAAUACCCCAAUCUACAACGUCCGAGCAACCGAGAGCAUCUGAUUCAGGAUGAUUGGGGCGAUGCCAGCAGUUGCCGUGCGCCAUGAGCGUAGAAGACAGGAAAAGCGGCUUAAACGUCCAAGCCAGCUUUACCUGGGUGGACAAUGGAUGCCACCGCCUUCAGGUUCACCCCCAACACCCAGUCCCCACGGACACAACAGCCACCUCGAUCCCCUCCCCGAGCUCUACCUCUGCGGCAAGAUAUCCGGAUUACAUGCUGUGGUGGUGUGUCUGCUCAUGGGUGCCGUGAUUCUAGUCGUUGGACUAGUCCAACUUGCUCCAGGAGCAACGACCACAGACCACAGACUUGCAUUACUUAUUGCUGGAGCAACUCUGCUGUUGUUCGGGAUAAUCCUAGCUGGAGUGAGAUGCUACGUUCUCCAUUGCAUGCCGUUACCAACGGAUUCACCAGUGGCAACUCCAUUACCUCCAUCAAAUCCACCAGAGCCACCAGCAAGAGGUACCCUAGACCUCCUGGUGGGUCAUGAAAAUCCUCCCGAAACCGAGCAAAUGAUUCAUCAUCAUCAUUACCGUCCCCACGGUAAUCACAAGAAGAAACGAAUCUCUCAGAGCUCAGACCCCGAGGAAGCCUAAUGGAACCGACGACUACUCAUGGGGAGAACCAUUUUCACGUGCGCGAUUACGGGUAAUUAAACAUUUAACAAAUAGACUUAAAGUUGAUGCAGACAUUGGGAAUAUGUUUGUGAGAUUGAUGAAUUACCGGUAAACGAAGGGACGUUCAAUGACGAUAAAACGCUUGGAGUGCGGAUCUUCGAUCUUUUACAACUUUCUAUACAUCUACUUAAAUAUUGUAUACAAAUAUACGCACGCUAUGUACUCCACAUCGAAUAGCAACAAUGUGUAUUCCAAUGAUAGUACAUGACUCUUCGUUUGAAUCAUUUUUUCAACGAAUUUUUUUGGCAAUUUUUCAGUCAUCUGAGAAUUUAUUUCUACCGCACAGAAAUUUAUGAUUAAAUUUACGGUGACGUUUAGUUAUUGCGAGGGUGGUUUGUUAUGGAGGAUUUUUUUUUAUAUUUGAUAUUUCAAGUGAAAGAAAUCACAAAUUUUGAUUGUAUGAAAUUUAUAUUCACGUUGGGACUGGGAAAUUGUAAUUUCCCGGUCGCCACGACAACGGAAAUCAUUGAAAAUAGAAAAAAUUCAGGCCAUUAUGUGAAAUUCUAAUCAAUAGGUAAUUCAAUUUUCCCAAGGAAGUUCAAAAUUCAAGUUGUCCUCGAAAUAUUAAUUGAACCGUGUCACCUCAUCCAUUUUUUUUAUUUAAUUAAAACCCAGGGAAUUUACAAUUUAUUUGCAAUCAUCUCUGGAACUAUACCAAAUGGUUAAAAAUGUUCGCUCUAUCUUUCCGGAGUGAAUCCAAAAAGUAAUAUCAUCUUGAACAUCCACUAAAAAUUCAGGAAAUUUUGGAAUUGAGAAGCCAAAUAUUCUAUUAUUUUUUGAUUGAAAUACCCUGAAAAUCAAUAAUAUAAUGAAUUUUUAAAUUGAAUUAUUAGAUAAAGUUCCACAAAAUGCCCUUAAAAAUUAUAGUUUCAACUGCAACACCAGGAUAAAAAUCCUCUCCGAGACAAUAGCUAUGGCUAACCGAUAAAUAAACGUCACCGUAAAUUCAGCAAUAAAUUUUUCUUCAUGUGACGAAGUUUGAAUUUAACGAGAGCACAGUAUUGAUACGAAGAGGAAUGACAAAGUGGAAUUGUGAUCAUGUGAUGAACAAUGCUGAAAGAGGAAUUAAGCUAUCAAUACUAUCCUCAAUACCACCAAGCAAUAAUUCUGGCUGGAACUAACAGAUAGCCUGAUGCAGCAUGACUGUGUCCGAGUAUUAAAGGAUUUCAAAAGAGCAAAAAGUAUUUUAAUGACUCUCACCAACGCAUUGUUAUGCGAAACUAUAUGUGUCUUUCGAAUUAACGUAUUCAUUUGAACGAUCUAUUUACACUGAAAUAAUAUUUUACGAUAUAAUAAUAUUAUAAAGAAUAAAAUCUUUCGAGCCAAUGUAUCGAAGAAUUAAUGAACAGUUCGUUUUUGAGGAAUAAAAAUCUCUCAUCAGUUUCUCUAAAUGGCACAUGGCAUAAAUAAAUAUAGGGAAUUGCGGGGUAAUAUGAACAGAUUUUUAUAUAGAUCGUUAUAAGCCGAUCGAAUCUAAAAUGAUACGCGCCUUGUUGAGAAUUUAUUAAAUUAUUAUCAGAUUCUAUGGCAUUUAAAUUGACUACAAAAAAGAUCGUUGAAGCACAGCUAAUGAGAUUUUUGAGUUGAUUCAAUGAUGUACUGUAUUUACAUUUUUUUACUUUUUCGAAAAUUCCACUCGACAAACUAUCGAUCGACCAAUUACUGAAAAUUGAAUACUUAAUUUGUCUCUCUAUAUUUAUUGAAACAUAAUAAACUGUUGAAAAAUACCAAUGGAAUUUGAAGUCAUGUCCAUAUUACCCCAGUGUCGGCUGCAAAAAAAUGAGAAACUGAUAACAUUCUUUGAUACAUGAGGACGCACGUUCGACUACCGUUGGGGUCCACUUAAACUUAUGAUAAAAUAUGUAACAUCUAUACAAAACCAUUGAAAUAAUUUAAUAUAAAGCGAAAUGCGCACUAAAUGAUCAAGAAACAUGCUCGAGCGUGAUCUAGACUAGUAUUUAAUUUUUUGAUCAUUUCGUGCUGUGAUAUAAUUGUAUUGAGAUAGUUAAGAUCAUUCAUGUAUCGUAUGAGGUAUUCAAUACCGAUUGAACUAGUCAUCGACUGUUUUGGCAAUUUGCGAGGAAGUGAGGAUCGAUGACUGUUUUAUUUUAUAUAGAAUACUUCAUGUACAUUAGUAUAUACACAAGUUAUUUGUAACGACGGAAAGUCCUUUGAUGUGAGCGUUAAGACGAGAGUAUUUCUCUCAUGAAACAAUUCGACUAUGCAAUACGUAAAUGACACUUGUCAUGCCAUCUGCCCAUUAUUACAUUGAUAUACAGGAUUAAGUUGGUGUGCAAAUGAUCAGAAGUAGUGGUACUCAUUCCAGAAUUCUGUGGAACUGUUUGUUAGUCAUACUGUAUUAUACGAAUCAUUAUUUCUUCCAAUAAGAGACAGCUCGUUAUGAAUUAUAGAUUAAAUCGUAUAAAUUUCAUUGUAAUUUACAACAUGUCAAGUGCACUGUCAGGAAUUUUUUUGCAAUGAAAGUUUCUCAAAUUUUCCAGUUUAAAAACAAAAUCUUCUGAGAUAGUUAAGUAUUAAUUAUAUAGAAAACUAUCCUAUUAUAUAAAUCUUAAUUUCUUCCAAGUUGAUGAUAGAUCGUUAUACAUUGAGUCUCAGAAAUUUAAUAGGAUAGAAUUAUGAAGAUUUCUUAGUUAUUCGUUAUUCUCAAAAAACACGGUACAAUAUUUCCAUUGAAUAGCGGAGGACCGUAAAAUCCCGUCAUAGUCACACCUCUCCUCAAUUUCUUAUUUCGCGUAUCUUUCGAUUUCUACACUGAACUACCUCCGGACUACAAGUUGUAAACAACCCAUUGCUUCGUCCGGCGAGGAAUUAAAUCUCGAACAAAAUAAAGUCCAAAAAUAAAUGUCUCUUGUAUUGGAAUUUGCCAUGAAAAAAUUCGGGGAGCAGAGGAAAUAUACCAGGAAAAAAUAGCCCACACAUCCAAAAGUGUUGAAAUCCAUCCAACUUAAUAGACCAUAGGAAAAUUAAAAUUGGUCUAUUUUUCCUCUGGUCGAUUUCCUCAGGGACUCCGAAAUUUCUAAUAAAAUUUCAACGGAGAUUUAGUGGAGAUUUCAGUGGAAAUAUUGGAAAAUUUCUACCAGUGUAUGCUUAUCUUGAAUUGUUAACGACGAAUAACAACUAUAUUAGAUUCCAAUUCGCCCCGUGGCAUAAGAUUAAUCUCCAAUUAAAUCAAUUUAGCUUCCCACGUAAUUGUCAUGAUCACAAGAAUAAAGAUUGACCAGUGUUUCAUCGCGACGAUUAUAAAAUACUUUACAAUCAAAAAGACUGGACUGCGCAUAAAAUGAAAUUAUACAAGUUGUAAAUGUAUUUCCUGUCAACGUACGAAAAAAUAAAAAAAAAAACACAAACUGUCUUUCAAAAGUAACUCGCUUGUUCGAAGCACCGGUAUGCCAUGAGUGCAUCCACUCUUACCGUUUUUAAAAUAAGAUAAAAAUUUUAUAAUAGUUGAAAAUGAAAUGACGCAAGCAAAGAACGACGAAGAAAUUCGAGUUAUAAAUUCUUGAACACAAAUUUCAAUCUCAGAGUUUACCUGAUCGUAUGGAAUAUUUCAUUCAUCAGCCAUUUUAUCCGCAACUGUGAAUAUGAAUACGAAAUUCACAAGUAUUAACGAUAGAUACUAAUUAAAAAAUAUUUAUAUGGUUCAACCAUGAGAUGAUAAUUAAUGUUUGACGUGUUAGUUACAAUCUUUUAGCGUCUGAAAGUCUUAUUUUUUAUAUGUACUCGAGCCACGAAACUAUUCUGCGAUGCUUGUACGUUAUAAGGAAAUGUGAAAGUUUUAACGAUUAUAUCGCCAAAAGAUGUGAAUUAUACCAUUGGAGAUCAUAGAAAAGUAAAUCAGUAACGAAGGGACAAGAUCGUUUUAAUAAAUUCCAUCCAACGGUUAAUUUCUGUGAGAUAUCUCCCGCUUUUGGAGAUAUUUUUUCAAAACUCAGCUAGGAUCUAAGUCGAGUUCAAUCAUUUAACGCGGAGAACAAUUACAUUGAAAUUUCUCCCGACAUUCGCGUAAAAAUGACAAUAUUUUUGGUAAAUUUCCACCAAAAACAUUGUAAUUUUUUAAUUAUUCUCCGUGCACCCCUUCGUCACUGACUAUAAGUAAAUGUAUUAAAACUGCGUUGAUCAUUCGAGGGUUUUUAAUUUUUUACACCUCUAACAACCAUCGGGGCUGAUAAAAAAAUAAUAAUUCAUAAAAAUCGAGAUCAUG